ACGGAAGAGGAGGCGACAUGCCGCGCAUGCGCCAUUUAAGUCUACGUCAGCUCUGUUUCCUUCAGCUGAAGCGACGUGUCUUUUCUCUUCGUGUCGAGCAGCUCAAACUGUGCUUUAAUCAUGGACCAGGUGAUGCAGUUCGUGGAGCCUAGUCGGCAGUUCGUCAAAGACUCCAUAAGGCUUGUAAAGAGGUGUACAAAACCCGACAGAAAAGAGUUCCAGAAGAUUGCCAUGGCAACAGCCAUUGGGUUUGCCAUCAUGGGUUUCAUUGGUUUCUUCGUGAAGCUCAUUCACAUCCCCAUCAACAACAUCAUUGUUGGUGGUUAAAUCUUGUUCGAGCAAAAACACACCAUCUGCGGGGAGAUGCUGGCGGAUGUUAUUGGAGUGGUUUGAUGGGGACUGAAGGGACGGCAUUUUUAUAGUCUGUUCUCAACGUUUAUAUUGUGACAUGUAAAUAAAUCAAGUGGAAACCCAAA
Cololabis saira (Pacific saury) is the source of this 476-nucleotide messenger RNA. It is a transcript of the gene sec61g, whose product is annotated as SEC61 translocon subunit gamma. The transcript has 4 exons. Lineage: Eukaryota; Metazoa; Chordata; Actinopteri; Beloniformes; Belonidae. Bases 121 to 327 code for a protein of 68 amino acids. Gene Ontology annotation, biological process: protein targeting; post-translational protein targeting to membrane, translocation. Gene Ontology annotation, molecular function: transmembrane protein transporter activity. The record is from RefSeq and is a predicted model, not a curated record. Gene Ontology annotation, cellular component: membrane; Ssh1 translocon complex.